UGCACUGCCUAACUCACGUGUUCGUGAACGUGAAUUUGGAAUGGCAACGUCGCAGCAUAAUUUGCAUUGACGUUACUAGAACUCAUGAACACAAAGCCGUGAAAUGUUGUUAGUUUGUUAAUACCUUUAAUAAUAAUUGUUAACUAGUUCUCUGUUAAGUUGUGGUUGAAAGUGUAGUGUGUAUUCGUAUUCUCCAGCUGCCUUCUAUUUGUGUACGAAGUGCAGCUUCGCCAUGGAAGAGUCUGAAACCAGCGCAGCGCAAGUGUCAGAUUCUGCAUAUUCCAACAGUUGUAACAGCAAAUCCCAACGGAGCAACAGCUCCAAGUAUGGCACCAGCAACUCCAGUGGUAGUGGCAGCAGUGGGUACGGCGGCCAUCCUUCCACUCACGGCAGCAGCGAGGACGUGUCGCAGCACCCCAAGGACAAGAAGAAGAAGAAGCAGCUGGUCGCGGGGACGGAGCAGGAGGGCUUGCCGGCGGAGGCCAGCGAGGGCAGCCGCAGCGUCCAGAGCAUGCACGUGGCGCUGGGCUCGGCGGGGCUCGUGGGGCCCAACUCCCCCGGGCAGAACUGCAAGACCGUCCACACCCACUCCCUGCAGACAGGUGCUGGGAGCGCUGCAGACAUCUCGAAGGGGGAGUCAUCGCCGGCGGCCGAGGUCCCUGAGCCACCGCGCCCCGCCAGCGUGCCCGACACGCAAGCGUCCAAGGAGGAAAAAUUCUCGGCUGUAGUGUCCAUGCACAAUGGCACAAUUCUGUGCACCUCUGCAAGCCUCACGGACGUGCUAGGAUUCCCCAAGGACAUGUGGUUGGGACGCUUCUUCAUCGACUUUGUCCACCCCAAAGAUCGGGCAGCAUUCUCGGCGUUCAUCACAGCCGGGGUUGCAGAAACGUUGGUUGGCACCAGUGGCACAGCGAGCACGGCACAGAACAAGGAGUCGUUCUUCUGCGGCCUGCGCAAGUACCGCGGCCUCAAGUCCAACGGCUACUGCGUGACGCAGCGCGAGGUCACAUACCGCCCGUUCCAGCUGUCGCUGGCGUUCAUGGAGUCGGGGGCCGCGGAUAGGACGACGCUGUCGCCGGGCGCUGGCCCCAGGGAGGCGUCCCAGGAGAUAUUCCUCCUGGUCACGGCCUCCGUCGUGCAUUCUGCGUACAAGGUUCCAGAUGAGGAGUACGUGUCGUCCAAGUUCGUGACGCGCCACUCGGCGGGUUGUGUCAUGAACCACGUGGAUGCGGAGGCGGUCCGCUACCUGGGGUACCUGCCCCAGGACAUGUUGAACCGCAGCGUGUUCGACUUCUACCACCCGGAGGACCUGCCCUUCUUCAAGGACGUGUACAGGGAAGUGAUGAAGAAGCAAGGCCUACCAUUCUGCAGUCAGCCAUACCGUUUUCGUGCCCAGAAUGGUGGUUACCUGCUACUGGAGACGGAGUGGUCGAGCUUCGUCAACCCGUGGUCCAAGAAGAUGGAGUUGGUGAUUGGUCAGCACCGAGUGGUCAAGGGGCCACCCAAUCCAGAUGUUUUUUCAUUUUUGAAGGAAGGUGAUGAGUUUCCACAGAUGGUGGAAGAAGUGGUUAACAAGAGCAAAGUUUGUCAGGAAGAAAUCAUGUCUUUGUUGAAAGAGACGGUGUCGCGCUCCGCGGUGGAAGUCAAGCAGCAGGUGACGAAGCGCUGCAAGGAGCUGGCGACCUUCAUGGAGUCCCUCGUCGGGGAGAAGUCGAAAUUGAACAUUGUGCUGCCCCAGGAGGAGCAGAGCAUAUCGGAACACAGUUCUGAAGUCAUGCUGGGCGAAAUAUCUCCACAUCAUGACUACUGCGACAGCAAGUCUUCCACGGAGACUCCACCUAGCUACAACCAACUCAACUACAAUGACAACAUUCAGAGGUUCUUCGAGAGCCGGCCGAAGACCACGUUGUCAGACGAGUCUGCAGAGUCAAAGCUGGAGAUGAACAGGUCGCCCAUCAGCACGGACGAAGAGAGCAAGUGCGUGCAGUCCACAGUCGUGCCGAGUUGCAGCGGCUGCAGUAGCAGCGUGGCUGUGACGAUGGACAGCCAGGAGGCGGCCAGCGAGACGUACAGGCCCCCCCACCUCACCGAGGCCCUGUUGUGCAGGCAUAAUGAGGACAUGGAGAAACGUAUGGUGCAGAAACAUCGCGAGCAGAGGGGAAAAGGAGAGAGAGAAGGAAAAUCGAAAGAAAACAGGCAGAAAGGUUCACGCGAAAGGCCUCAAGACCAGGCCCACGGCGUGAAGCGCAGUGGCUCCCACUCGCGGGAGGGCGAGCCCCUCAAGUCGGGCAAGUACUCGCACGCCGAGGGCCCGGCCAAGGGCACCGCGCCCUCGGGGCUGGCCUACGGCUGCGGGGUCCAGCAGGGGCAUCCGCCGUCCCUCGCGUACCCUGCGGCCCACCCUCAGGUCAACCUGUGGCCGCCGUUCUCCGUCGCGCCGGUGCACCCGACCACGCCGGUUCCCACCAGCUGCGUGCCGAACAUGGGCCAGCUGCAGCAGCAGGUGCACAUGGGCAACAUGGGCAACUUGUUCCCGAUGUACUACCUCCCGGGCAGCUCCGGCCCGCCCAUGAACAACCCCGCCCGCCUUCCCGGACAGGGCCCCAGCGAGCACCCUGGACCGCCCAGCUUCCUGACUCAGCAAGUGCCGUACGUUCCGGGCAUGCCCGGGAUGAUGUACCAGCCCGUGCAGCCCAUGUACGGCAUGGGGAUGCCCAGCCAGAUGAUGUACCACCCUGGCGGCAUGAUGAUGCUCCAGCCCACUCUGCUCCCUAGCCCCGCCACCCGCCCCACGACCAUCCCUCCCAUUACUGUGACCUCCACCAGGCUGCUGUCGAGCUGCGUGGCGACGAACGUUCUGAAGUUCCAAAGACCUACGUCGCAGCCGACCUCUGUGAAGGCGGAGCCCGGCUCCAUCAUGGGGAGCGUAGCGUCGGUAUCCGUCAAACGAGCGCUGUCCGAGUCGUCGAAGAAGGACCUGUCGUCGCCCGCGCAGAGCUGCGACGAGGACGACUGGAAGGGGAAGGACGGCAAGGCCGACGAGACCAGCUACUCGUCCUACUCGUUCCUCAAGACGGACAAGUCGGACGAGAGCCUGACCGGCAAGCCGGAGGAUUUAGCGUGGAGCAAAUCUGACCAAAGUGUGGGCAACCCAACACCUAAACCACGUCCAAUUCUUAGGGAUCCACCAUGGAUAGAAGGCGUCAUCACGUCAGACCUCAUGUACAGGUACAAACUGAAUGAACAUCAGAUCUCAGACGUUCUUGAAGCUGACCUCAAGAAGCUCAAAAAAUUAUACCAACCCAUCCUGGUGAACGACCAGCUGAGCCAGCUGUACCACGACAUGGAGCUGGACGGCCGCACGGCGCUGGAGGAGAGCCUCACGUCGAGCGGCAGCAGCGGCGAGGAGCAGCAGGCCUCCUACUGCCCCUUCACCCAGCCCCGCCUCUCCAAGGGAAAGAGGAAGCGACAUCCUAUGGAAUACAGCAAGUUGGUGAUGAUUUUCGAAGAGAAUGCACCGUUUCCACCCCCCAUUUCGCAGUGAUACACAUCAGUGCCACACGUUACAGAACACAAACAAGCCAUCUCCUGCUGACUUGCCAGUUCUCGUAAAGCUGGUGCCAGAGUUCAACUAUCAAAACACUUAACUCUUCUAUAUUAGAAGUUUGUUACUUUCCUGACGUAAGUUUACCAAGUCAGCUGGAGAUGCAGGUACUUUUGAUGUUACACUCACUGCCUACAGACUUACAGUAUUAUGUUGCUGUUUAUUCUCAAAUUUAAAAAAAAUAUAUAUAUUGGUUGGAAACAAUUCAUAACACUGUCAAAUUUAUGUGAUCUGAUGUAUUUUGUGUCUUAACAGAAUGUAUUUAUGUAUAUAGUAUGUUUAUUAAAUUGUAAAUAUUU
This is a messenger RNA of Bacillus rossius redtenbacheri, 3903 nucleotides long. RefSeq names its product period circadian protein (gene per). The transcript has 24 exons. Gene Ontology annotation, biological process: negative regulation of transcription by RNA polymerase II; entrainment of circadian clock by photoperiod; circadian regulation of gene expression. Gene Ontology annotation, molecular function: transcription corepressor binding; transcription cis-regulatory region binding. The record is from RefSeq and is a predicted model, not a curated record. The coding region runs from base 233 to 3544 and encodes 1103 amino acids. Gene Ontology annotation, cellular component: nucleus; cytoplasm. Lineage: Eukaryota; Metazoa; Arthropoda; Insecta; Phasmatodea; Bacillidae.